AAAAUGUGGCUACUUUUCACAGUGGCAAGUCUGCUGUCUGCGCUUGGAACUGUGCAGGGUUUCUUCGGAAAAUCACUCUCUGAGAGCCCGGAAGUGAAUAUGAACAUUAGUCAAAUGAUUUCCUACUGGGGGUACCCAACUGAAGAAUAUGAUGUUGUGACUGAAGAUGGUUACAUCCUUGGGAUCAACAGAAUUCCUUACGGAAAGAAAAAUUCAGCCUAUAGAGGCCGGAGGCCUGUGGCAUUUUUGCAGCAUGGCUUGCUCACAUCAGCUACAAACUGGAUUUCAAAUCUGCCCAACAACAGCCUGGCCUUCAUUCUAGCAGAUGCUGGUUAUGAUGUGUGGCUGGGGAACAGCAGAGGAAAUACCUGGGCCAGGAGAAAUUUGUACUUUUCACCAGACUCAGUUGAAUUCUGGGCUUUCAGUUUUGAUGAAAUGGCUAAAUAUGAUCUUCCAGCGACUAUUGACUUCAUUUUAAAGAAAACUAAACAGGAAAAGCUACAUUAUGUUGGCCACUCCCAGGGAACCACCAUUGGUUUUAUUGCGUUUUCUACCAAUCCCAAACUGGCCAAAAAAAUAAAAACUUUUUAUGCACUAGCUCCAGUUGCCACAGUGAAGUACACCAAAAGCCUUUUAAAUAAACUUCAACUUAUUCCUACAUUCCUCUUUAAGAUGAUUUUUGGCAACAAAAUAUUCUACCCACACAGCUACUUUAAUGAUUUUCUUGCUACUGAAGUGUGCAACCGUGAGACUGUGAACAGCCUUUGCAGCAAUGCCUUGUUUAUCAUUUGUGGAUUCGACCAUCAGAACUUGAAUAUGAGCCGCUUGGAUGUGUAUCUGUCACAUAAUCCUGCAGGAACUUCUGUUCAAAACAUGCUUCAUUGGACUCAGGCUGUUGAGUCUGGGGAAUUCCAAAGCUUUAACUGGGGAAGCCCAGCUCAGAACAUUCUGCACUACAAUCAGCCCACACCUCCCUUGUACAACUUGACAGACGUGAAGGUGCCAGUUGCUGUGUGGAGCGGUGGACAGGACUGGUUGGCUGACCCUCAAGAUGUUGACAUGCUGCUUCCCCAACUCCCUAAUCUCAUUUACCACAAGAAGAUCCCUCCAUACAACCACUUGGACUUUAUCUGGGCAAUGAAUGCCCCUCAAGAAGUUUACAAUGAAAUUGUUUCCAUGAUGGCAAAAGACAAAUAG
Elephantulus edwardii (Cape elephant shrew) is the source of this 1197-nucleotide messenger RNA. RefSeq names its product lipase, gastric (gene LIPF). The record is from RefSeq and is a predicted model, not a curated record. The coding region runs from base 4 to 1197 and encodes 397 amino acids. Gene Ontology annotation, molecular function: hydrolase activity, acting on ester bonds. Gene Ontology annotation, biological process: lipid metabolic process. Lineage: Eukaryota; Metazoa; Chordata; Mammalia; Macroscelidea; Macroscelididae. Gene Ontology annotation, cellular component: intracellular membrane-bounded organelle. The transcript has 9 exons.